GAGCGCGGGAGAGAGGACCCGAGAGCUGAGCGGCUGGUUUGGCCCCGGUCGGCUGCCUCCCCACUGCCCGAGUCCCCACCCGGCACCGCACCGACACCCUGCGCCAGCCUCCGUCCCAGCCAAGGGCCCCCAACACCAUCAUGGACUGCUGCACCGAGAGCGCCUGCUCCAAGCCGGACGACGACAUUCUAGACAUCCCGCUGGACGAUCCGGGUGCCAACGCGGCCGCUGCCAAAAUCCAGGCGAGUUUCCGGGGCCACAUGGCGCGGAAGAAGAUAAAGAGCGGAGAGCGCGGCCGGAAGGGCCCGGGCCCCGGGGGUCCUGGCGGAGCUGGGGGCGCCCGGGGAGGCGCGGGCGGCGGCCCCAGCGGAGACUAGGCCAGAACUGAGCAUUUUCGAAGUUCCCGAAGAGAGAUGGAUGCCACGUCCCCUUCGCAGUGACGAGACUUCCCUGCCGUGUUUGUGAUCCUCUCCUUCCCACCAACCUGCCAGCUUCAGGAGCCCUCUCUGCGUCCUCAGAGACUCCCUCACCGAGGCAGACUCCGUCGAGGACUCACUAAGGCCGUGCCCUUUUAGUUAGUUCUCCAGUCUAGUAUGGUCCCCGUUCGCCCUUCCUUCGACCCUAACCCCAAUCUCCGCGCUCCCAAAUCUUCCUUCUUUAGCUUCUCGCCCACCUCUCCCCGCACCCAGCAUGCUGCUCUGCCUCCGCAGCCUCGGUGCGCUUCCCUUCGCGCUCUGCGGAGGGCGCCCUAAGCGUUGCCCAAAAACACUCCAAAAAAAAA
Lipotes vexillifer (Yangtze River dolphin) is the source of this 781-nucleotide messenger RNA. It is a transcript of the gene NRGN, whose product is annotated as neurogranin. Lineage: Eukaryota; Metazoa; Chordata; Mammalia; Artiodactyla; Lipotidae. The coding region runs from base 141 to 377 and encodes 78 amino acids. The record is from RefSeq and is a predicted model, not a curated record. Gene Ontology annotation, molecular function: calmodulin binding. The transcript is spliced from 4 exons.